Messenger RNA from Dovyalis caffra, 3822 nucleotides. NCBI's taxonomy places the organism in Eukaryota, Viridiplantae, Streptophyta, Magnoliopsida, Malpighiales, Salicaceae. The record is from the annotation of a GenBank genome assembly.
AUGGAGAGAAUCCACGUCACUGUUAGAGCAAGACCGUUAUCAGCAGAAGACGAAAAAUCUACUCCAUGGAGAAUCUCCGGCAACUCCAUUUCCAUCCCUAAUUACUCCAAUAAAUUCGAAUUCGAUCGCGUUUUCGGGGAAGAGUGUAAGACGGAGGAGGUUUAUAGAGCGAAAACUGAAGAAAUCGUUACUGCUGCCGUUCGUGGAUUCAACGGGACUGUAUUUGCAUAUGGACAAACUAAUAGUGGAAAGACGCAUACAAUGCGAGGGUCAGCUACUGAGCCUGGUGUGAUUCCUCUUGCUGUGCAUGAUUUGUUUCAUAUAAUACAACAGGAUGUGGACCGGGAGUUUCUUUUGAGAAUGUCUUACAUGGAGAUAUAUAAUGAAGAUAUUAAUGACUUAUUGGCUCCUGAGCAUCGAAAGUUGCAGAUUCAUGAAAGUAUAGAGAGGGGAAUUUACGUGGCUGGAUUGCGUGAAGAAAUUGUUGCCUCUCCCCAACAAGUUCUUGACCUUAUGCAGUUUGGAGAAUGCAAGUUAUCUUUUGACUUCCUGCACAUUGGGGAGACAAACAUGAACUUGUAUAGUAGUAGGUCCCACACAAUUUUCCGCAUGAUUAUUGAGAGUCGGGAUAGAACUGAGGAUGAGGAUAUUAACAACUCAUGUGAUGCUGUACGUGUAUCAGUUUUGGUGCGUGAUCCGAAUUUGGUUGACCUUGCUGGUUCUGAACGUGCGGCAAAAACUGGGGCAGAAGGUGUUCGACUCAAAGAGGGAUCACACAUAAACAAAAGUUUGAUGACACUUGGCACUGUCAUUAAGAAAUUGAGUGAGGGUGCUGAAAGCCAAGGGGGUCAUGUUCCAUAUAGAGAUAGCAAGCUCACACGCAUUUUGCAGCCCGCACUGGGUGGAAAUGCAAAUACAGCUAUAAUAUGCAACAUAACUCUUGCACAGAUUCAUGCAGACGAGACAAAGAGCAGUCUACAAUUUGCUAGCAGAGCGUUGCGUGUCACAAAUUGUGCUCAUGUGAAUGAGAUUUUGACAGAUGCUGCCUUGUUAAAGCGUCAAAAGAAAGAAAUCGAGGAGCUUCGGGAGAAAUUACAGGGUUCUCAUUCUGAACAUCUAGGAAAGGAGAUUCUCAACCUCCGAAACACAUUAUUACAGUCUGAACUGGAGAGGGAACGCAUAGCUUUGGAAUUGGAGGAAGAAAAGAGAGCUCAAGUUGAACGAGAGAAGGUUCUGCAAAAGCAAGCCGAGAAAAUAAAAAACUUGAGCUCAAUGGUUUUGUACUCAAAUCGGGAUGAGAAUCGGGAUCAACAUAAGAGGGGUAAGAGACGAGACACAUGGUGCCCCGGGAAUCUUGCACGUGAGACUCUUCAACAGGUGGAUCCCAAUAUCCAGUCAAGGGCUUCUGCUGUAAAACCAAAGAGAGAUAGAAGUGAUUUGGGACCGCUUUUACCAUUUCAAGAAUUGGUUGCAGAUGAUGUCAAUAUGCAACGCGAAGAUUGUAAAAGUAAAGCGUCAGAAGACUGCACCCUUCCUAAUCCAUAUUCACUAUUGCAUGUGACAAAUAGGAGAAAGGCGCCACCUAGGAAGAAAGGCUCCCCUGCGGAAGACAAUGAAUGGGCAGAAAUACAAGUGGAAUACGAGGACUUGCUUCUAAAGUUUGAAACUCAGAGAACUAUGAGUGAGAUACAGAUUGAUUGUCUAAGAACACAGCAUGCUGAGGCCAAUUUGUUUCAAUGUGCGAAAUGUAGUAAUUGUCUCACUUCCGCUAGCAAUAAAAGUACCAAUAAUUUGGACAAAAACGUAAGUUUAAGGGAGUCAGAGGCUAUUAUUGUGAUCAAACAACUUCAAGAAAAGAUUAAAAUGUUAGAAAUGGAGAAGUCCUCGAGUCAACAAAAUCUAAACAGUGUUGUUGAGCUAGCAACAGAGCAAAGUAUAUGUGCUAGGGAGACGUUUGAAGAGCUCCAUGAAGAGCUCCAGAGUGCACGAGAGGAGGCAAGGAUUGCUCAUAAACAACUUAGCAUUGUUGAUGUUUCAUUGGAGAUUGAAGAUAUCGUGUCUGAAGUUAAGAACUCAACAGAAGUUGUUGAAAGCUGUUCCUCUCUUUUGGAUGACGUUUUCCAGAUUUUUUCUGCUAUAUUUAAUGCAUUAAGAGAUUUCAAGGUUUCGAUCUGCCAGAGCUCUAAUGAACAAGAAUUAAUUGUUAGUAGUCAUGAGAAGCUAUACCAUUGUCUAAAGCAAAAACUCGAAGAAGUGGAGAAUGAAAAGGCACUGACAGAACAACAGAAUUUUGAAAAAGAGGAAUUUUUUUCUCAAAUUCAAAAUCUUCAAAAGGAAUUAUCAUGUUUAUCUUCUUGUUCCUUGGCGAAAGAAAAGGAAAAUUUGAGAAAAGAUCUUGAGAAAACAAAAGUAAAAUUGAAAGAGACUGAGUUCAAGCUCAAGAAUGCGGUUCAAGAGAAAACCAAACUUGAGGGUGAAAAAGCAUUUGCUGAAAGGGAGGUAAAACGAUUGCAUGGUCAGAAGACUCUUCUUCAGCGUGAUAUUAGCAAACGUGACUCACUGGCUGGGAGAAGGCGUGAUUCAAUGGCUGACAGGAGUUCAAAGAUGUUUGAUCCAAAAAGUUCUAAGGGUCUUGCAGCUUCUUUUGAUCAGACAAUGCAGGAAGAUCACAGAAAGUUGGAAGUUCUUGCAUUUGAAAUGGAAGCAACUAUUGCUUCUUUUGAAGAGGAACUAGCCGCUGCACACAACGAAAAGGAAAAGGCUAUAUCAAGAAAUGAAAGUUUGGCUUCAGAGUUGGAAGCCUUGACAGAAAAGCUUAACAUGUCAAAUGCUGAAGUGAAUAUGUUGCAGGAAGAUGUUUCUCGCCUUAGACUAAAAUUGGAAGAAUCCACAUUGGACCGGCAAAAAAUGGAAAGUUCUAUAAGUUUGUUAGCAGAACAAAAGGAAGAGUUGGCAAUGCAACUUAGUGAUUCCCUUUUGGAAAUGGAGGAGGAAAAGGCAUAUAGGUUUGCCAAAGAGAAAGCUUCCAUUGAAGUCAUAGAAGAAAACACGAAGUUACAAAAUGCAGAGAUUACAGCAUUGUCCAAAGCAAUGUCGGAGGUUAGAAACGCAUUGGAGUCCUGUAGGGAAGAAUGCAGGGGCCUCAGAGAGAAAUUGGCAUGUUCCGUGGAAAAUGCUGAGCGGGAGAAGAAAUCAAGUGCAGAGAAGUCUCUAGAGAUUGAUCAACUGAAAAAUCAUCUGAUAAGGGUUGAUAUUGAGAGCAAACAAUCUCAAGAGAUGUUGAAAUCAGAUUUGGACACUUUCUCCAUGGAACUUGAUUGUGCUCGUGGGAAAGUGAAUGCACUUGAGAAGGAGAUGAGUAUUGUGAGCAAGGAGCGAGAAGAUCUAUUGUCUCAAGUUAAAGCGUUGGAUACAAGAUUAGAACCACAAAACAACUUCCAGAAUCUUCAAAACCAACUACUCAGUAUAACAAGUGAAAGGGACAAGUCGAUGAGACAUUGUGAUGACAUGUUACUGGAGGCAAAAGUUCAAGUUGAGGAUCUGAAUGGGAGAAUCUCUAGCAUGGAGGCCAAAAUGAAGAAUGACGAAGCCAUCAACCGCAAGGAAAAGGCAAAACUUAAAAUGAGGCUUCGCGGGACACAAGCAAAGUCAGAUGCCUUCCAUAUCAGAUACAAAGAAGCAGUAAAUGAGUUGGAAUUCAUGAACAGAAAAUACGAGGUGGCUUCAAAGAAGCUGAAGGACCGGUUAGCUUCCUAUGGAAUUGAGAUCCUCAACCUCAAGAAGCAAAUCGCUGCAUCGGCAGAGCAAAGAACUGAUCAUUAA